AUGAGGGACCUCCACAAGUGUAGCGUGCUGGGGAGCGAGCCCGGCAGCCCGAUGUCAUGGCGCCCGCAGUACCGCAGCUCCAAGUUCCGGAACGUCUACGGGAAGGUGGCCAGCCGGGAGCACUGCUUCGAUGGCAUCCCCAUCACCAAGAACGUCCACGACAACCACUUCUGCGCCGUCAACGCCCGCUUCUUGGCCAUCGUCACCGAGAGCGCCGGCGGCGGCUCCUUCCUCGUCAUCCCCCUCGAGCAGACAGGCCGGAUCGAACCAAACUACCCCAAAGUCUGUGGUCACCAGGGCAACGUGCUGGACAUCAAGUGGAACCCCUUCAUUGAGAACAUCAUCGCCUCGUGCUCCGAAGACACCUCGGUGAGGAUCUGGGAGAUCCCAGAGGGCGGCCUGAAGAGGAACAUGACGGAGGCCGUCCUGGAGCUGUACGGGCACAGCCGGCGCGUGGGGCUGGUCGAGUGGCAUCCCACCACCAACAACAUCCUCUUCAGCGCCGGCUACGACUAUAAGGUCCUCAUCUGGAACCUGGACAUCGGGGAGCCAGUGAAGAUGAUCGACUGCCACACGGACGUCAUCCUCUGCAUGUCCUUCAACACUGAUGGCAGCCUCCUGGCCACCACCUGCAAGGACAAGAAGCUGCGGGUGGUGGAGCCGCGCUCCGGCAGGGUCCUGCAGGAGGCCAGCUGCAAGAACCACCGCGUCAACCGGGUGGUGUUCCUGGGCAGCACGAAGCGGCUGCUGACCACGGGGGUCUCGCGCUGGAACACGCGGCAGAUCGCGCUGUGGGACCAGGAAGACCUGUCCAUGCCCCUGAUCGAGGAGGAGAUCGAUGGGCUCUCGGGUCUCCUCUUCCCUUUCUACGAUGCUGACACACACAUGCUGUACCUGGCUGGCAAGGGUGACGGCAACAUUCGGUACUACGAGAUCGGCUCAGAGAAGCCCUACCUGAGUUACCUGAUGGAGUUUCGCUCCCCCGCCCCCCAGAAAGGACUGGGGGUGAUGCCGAAGCACGGGCUGGACGUGUCGGCCUGCGAGGUCUUUCGUUUCUACAAGCUCGUCACCCUCAAGGGGCUGAUCGAGCCCAUCUCCAUGAUCGUGCCGAGGAGGUCAGAAACGUACCAAGAGGACAUUUACCCCAUGACCCCAGGGACCGAGCCAGCCCUCACCCCCGACGAGUGGCUGAGCGGGGUGAACAGAGAUCCCAUCCUGAUGUCGCUGAAGGAGGGCUACAAGAGGACAUCCAAGAUUGUCUUCAAGGCACCGGUGAGGGAGAAAAAAAAGGUUAACGGCAUCGACCUGCUGGAGAAUGUGCCGCCCCGGACGGAGAACGAGCUCCUUCGGAUGUUCUUCCGACAGCAGGACGAGAUCCGGCGGCUGAAGGACGAGCUCUCGCAGAAGGACAUACGGAUCCGGCAGCUACAGCUGGAGCUGAAAAACUUACGGAACAACCCGAAGAAUAAUUAA
Chaetura pelagica (chimney swift) is the source of this 1473-nucleotide messenger RNA. RefSeq names its product coronin, actin binding protein, 2B (gene CORO2B). Bases 1 to 1473 code for a protein of 490 amino acids. The transcript is spliced from 12 exons. Lineage: Eukaryota; Metazoa; Chordata; Aves; Apodiformes; Apodidae. Gene Ontology annotation, molecular function: actin filament binding. Gene Ontology annotation, biological process: actin filament organization. The record is from RefSeq and is a predicted model, not a curated record.